This is a messenger RNA of Dermacentor andersoni, 5643 nucleotides long. RefSeq names its product transmembrane protein 169. Lineage: Eukaryota; Metazoa; Arthropoda; Arachnida; Ixodida; Ixodidae. The record is from RefSeq and is a predicted model, not a curated record.
GUUGACGUUUGAUACGGCGUGCAAGUGGUGACAGCUUGGUGCCCAGCUCGUCAAUAAUGAAGGAGCUCGAUCGUGUCAGCUGCUGAUACUUUCCGCUCCCCAUCAAUUCGAUAGGGGCCAGCCGUCAUUUUGGACUCGUUCCAGAGGUCUAAUACACGCUGUGGAUAGGCCCAUACGACAGCGAAACGCGCGAUAUGACCGAGGUGGAACGCCCCGCCUUCAUUCCUCCUCGUAAAAGAAACGGCAACAAGGCGUCCCCGAGAUCAGCGAGCGCAAAGCAUAACAACGGAAUAUCCUCCGAUCACCGCGCGGUGCCGGCGGCUAGGCCAUGCAGCGCCGCUACGAGCCCCAUCAAGACACCCGACAGCGACCGCAGCUGCGGGCCGACACCAGCUGCGCGGCAGCACCGCAAGUUGUCGGUCGAGUUUCAGCUUGAUCCGGAUGAGCGGGACCCGGACCAAUGGACUACGGACAGGUCGCAGGGGACGGACAACGCUAGUACGGACGGAGAGCUGUCCAGCGUCACCGAGCGGUCUUCGCUGAGGGCCGACGGCGACCGGUACGUGACGAUGACGGGAACUAUCAAACGGGGCAAAAAGAAGGGCGCCACGAUCGACAUGAAAGUGAACAUUUCGCGGGAAGAGCUGGACGAGAUCGAGAGUAGCAUCAAAGACCAGCAGACAAGCGACGAGGAGGACGACUGUUUCUUCGGCAUGAACAAAGGUCCGCAUGUCCUGUUCCUUUCGUUCGUGCUCGUACCGGUGGUGUUCAUCAUCUCCGCCGGCAAUUCUUUCUACCUGGGCACCAUGACGUGGUAUAACAUCCUCGUGGUGCUCAGCGAAAAGCGCUCGAUAUUCCACAAGGUGCUGCUCAGUCCUUUCUGGAUCAUCUUCUACCCAUUCCUCAUCGCGCCGGCCGUCGUCGGGCUCGGUCUGUACGCGGCGGCCGUUCAGAUCUCGUGGGAGUACGAGAAGUGGAAGCGAGAGGUGCCCGACUGGGAGAAGGGUUUCUACGGCUGGCUCUGCUGCCUCCUACACAUGGAGGAGUGCAGCCCUUACGACGUCGUCAUCCUCACUGACGUGCAGCGGGCCGACGAAGCACAGCCGCAGAAGUCCACGGCCGACACCCCUGUCUAGGUUGUUCGCCGUUGUCCCCGCAAACGCGUGCACGACCACCCUGGAGGGCGUGUUCUCAGGUUCCGACCCUCCUUUUAUCGUUAGUGGAAUGGCUAUUGCUGCCAGUAGUUUUAAUUACUCACGUGCUUCUCUGUUGAAAAGCCAUGAUCAUAUUCAAUGCUAUUUGGCUCCUUCAUGGAGGCCCAUCAGAAACACGUGAAGGUAACUGAGGAAUUGGCAUUUGAAGAGAAAGGAAGUUUUAGUGUAAGCGUACGCAGCAGAUAAAUUUCACUUUGCUCUAUGCUGCCUUACAAUGCUCUGUGUGAGCACAGCAAAGUACUUUUUCUUUAGUAUAUGUCAUGUGAUGCAAAGAUAGAAGAGUGCAUAUAAACAUACCUAUGCACAUAAUGCAAGGUGUUGGGUACCUUGCCAUCUCCAGGGCAACUGCUUCAACCUGUUGCACUGUGUACGUGUAAGCAGUGACACUUGUUCAAUGGCUGCAAUUUUACAUAAGGCAUUCCUUGCUGUUUUUGAAGUCAUAUCAGUGUGCAUUUGCCCUCUCUAGUCAUGCAAAUGUAAACCCACUUAUUUAUUCCACUUAUAUUUUAUUGUGGUGCCAUUCAUACUUACAAACCUUCUCUGUGAAGUGGCAAGGUUUUCUGCCACAUUAGUUUUUGUUUAAACAGUGCACAGAUAUGGCAGCAUUGAUGCAUUGCAUGCCACUUUUAUACAUAAUUGCCGCUGUCUUUUUGUACAGGUGCCGUUUCUUGUGCAGGGCUGUGCAAUUCUGCGAAACAUUCUAUAUUCCAUUGCAACUGUGAUAUUGAAUUUGCAUGCCCUCACAAUGUGCUAUGGCCAUAAGUUUACAAACCAUGUAGCAGCAAAAGUGAUUUCUUACAGGCACAGUAUGUGCUGGACUCCAGUAUUCACUUGUGUAUGCAAGGACUGCAGAGCAUGUUUCAGUUUUAUAAUUGUACAUCUAGGCAACAGUGGUAUAGCUUUAUAAUGCAAAGACGGGUUAAGGCAUGCAGACACAGACACAAGAGGAGAAGUGGACAACACAAACUCAGCACUUCUCUUGUGUCCGUGUCUGCACGCCUUACCCCUUCUUUGCAUUAUGAAUCCUUACCAACUAGCUCAGCUUUCUGUUGUUCCAAGUGGUAUAGCUGAGUUUUUAUUUCAGGCAUUUAGGGUGUGCAAGGGGAGCUCUGUCUCCUGCUACCCAAAACUAAUACAUUCAUAUGUGCAGUGGUGGAACAGCUACGCUAAUUGUGCGAAGCGCAGUCCUCUCUGCCAUCCCACUCCGAAACAGUAUUUUAGCAAAAAUUUGUGCCAAGCCUGCACCAAAGGAAGCAUAAGAAUGAGAGCCGCACGUUAGGUAUGCCAGUUCGCUAGUAAAACUGAUACCAAAACCUAAAACCCAAACAUCACGCUGGAGAGAGAGAAAGCAACAGGAGGAAAGGCAGGGAGGUCAACCAGAUGAGUGUCCGGUUUGCUACCCUACACUUGGGGUAAGGGAAAGGGGAGUAGAAAGAGGAAGAGAGUGAGCACUGAGAGCACAUGGAGGGAGCUUGCACAAGAGCACUAUAAGUGGUUUCUCAAAUUAGUGUACUCAAGUACUACACUAGUGCACGAAUCGCUUUUUGUGGUAGUGACAAAUGUGGCCACGGUCCUAGUAUCGGAAAUGAGUAAAAGGAGUAGUCAUAGACGUGGAUAUAGCUGAUGCCGUUGAUCCUCCAUUUGCUGCUUUUGUUAGUUUGUGGUACUUCUCUCUAGUGUAGGCUCUUAUGUACCGGUGCUGUGCUGUUUAGUUUGUGCCAUUUUGCCUGCAGUUCUGCAUCCUUCGUACCAAUGUGUCACCUACAGAUCUUGCUCAAGGAUGCUGUCGGAUCAAAAACAAGUCUCCAAUAAUGUUCGGUUGCACUUUGUUUAGUAUAGAUGUUGACAGUGCCAGUUUAAAAAUACUUUGUAAAUUGCGUACCCAAUUACUCACAUUUAAUUUGCUUGUUAGUGUGGACUUUUAAAACUACCCGAAAGGAAGAGCAGAUUUCAUGGUUGUAAUUAAAACAGCUUUCACUUGAUUCAAGGCACAUUUGGCAUGUUAUGUUGAAAGGAAACGUCUGUACGUCAUCACUGUGUCUUCAGUUAAUUCGUGCAUGUUCUAGGGCAUGGUAUUCUGCACACCCCCUUGUUGCGCAAUCUUUCCUUUUUUUCUUGUUCAUUUGAAGCCCACCGAAUGCCUGUCGCAAGUUGAAAUGAUAGUAGCGGCUUUAUACCGCAAUAUACUCGCAGGGAAGGCCAUUCUUUUGAAUAUAAUGAAACUAGUAAUUUUUAUCUCGAAUGCCUUAUUGAUGCACCUAAAGCAAACUCCGCGAUAUUUAUCUCCUUCAAGUCAAAUUGAGACCAUAUGGUGUAUAGAUGUACAUUCGACACUGCACCAAGAGGCCUUUUUCCUGUGCCAAUAUCUGCAGGGAAAAGUCAAAUGGCUGUUCCACUACUGUAGGCGCAGCUUGUGAAAUCACCUCCCUCAACUCGGCUAAUGUCACCAUCGGGCAGGAAGAAAUGGCCUUCCACUAUGGUCUGUAAACUUGUUGGUGAAAAAAAACCACCAGCACAUAUCUGUGGAACGAGCACAAAGAACAAUACUGUAACGUGACUGUCAAGUGUUAAUCAACUGUGCCAAAUUACUGUUGCAGCGUUUCUUGGAUGUGAUGUCUCUAGUCGUGUUUUUUCAAUGUUUUGUAUUGGUUGCUCCAAGUAGCCUCAUUGGCUUACGUGUGGCAUCACGAAGAACAUGUGGAGCCUUAUUUCACCGUUUCAAGUGCAUUGCUGGAAAACAAGCAUAUUUGGCUAAGGCGCAGCUCUUCACCUUGCUCUGGUGCUCCAACAUGGCUGCUGGGAUGACAGCACAAUCCAUCUAUAGUCACCGGAACAUUAUGCUCAUUGGGUGUCUGUGUCCUUGUUUAACAAACGUAGAGCAGGAAGCAUUGUUUUUUAGGUAUAGCUAACGAGAGACAUAGUCUCCUCAAUUUGGCAGCACUUUCUGCACAGACGGCAACUUCAUGUCCCGUGAGCAUGAUGCUGCUCUCGAGUCCUAGUUGAGCAAACAUGUACAGCCAUGUUUCAAUAUUGCCAUUUGCUGCAGGUAAUCAAAGCUGUUGGGUUUCCUCGCCCUCCAUAUUGCCGUAUGCCAUUAGCAUGAUGUGUUGCUGCAGCAAUGAAAUGGCAGCUGUAGACGUGGCCUGCUGGUCAGGAAAUGCAAGCACAAAAGAGCUGUCCAAAUGAAAGGAGGUUGGGAUGCUGUUCUACAUCAUUACCAGCGAGUUCUGACAAGAGUAGAAGCUCCAAACCAGCAACCUCCUAGUUGCUUGCUAUAGUGGACUGCUCCUAUAGGUGGUGUUCACCUCAGACUAAUGUAAGCCAAUUUCGAAGGCCAUACUCUUGCGUACUGCGUGGGCCAAAGCCGGAAACAAGACAUGAUCGCCACGUUUUGGACAUUACCUAUUGAAAAGCUAAGAAAAAAAAAGGGGGGAGGGGGUUGCGCUGUAACUACACUCAACAAAGUGGCAAAUGCAGAAUUGAAAACUUGUGCAGGGUUAGUUUUACCACAACUGAAGUAUUGAAAGGUUUUGUCUGCUAAAAAGGACAAGUUCCACAGACAGCAGAACCUUGAAAACUAGUACAGCUUCCUUGCACGACGUCUGAAGAUUAGACGACACUCAUGACACAGUGAAAAACCUUGGAGCCGGCGUGCUGGGAUUUACAUAGUAUCCACUAACCACCAGGUGCAUUUGUUGUUCAAAGGCUGCAAAUAUAGUUAAAAGCCUGGCUGGUUCGUCAGGAUUGCUUCAAUAGUAUAUGCCAACCAUUUAUAACCAAUUUAGCCAAGUGAAAUUUCAUUGUAGUUGGCUUUUAAAUGCCUAGGCACACAGUUAACUCAUUGGUACAUAGAUUUAAUGCCACUGCCGCCACAUAACAGUCCACACUGUGCUGUUCCAGUGCCGUGCAUUAUGAGCAGCGCCAGGCUUUUUUUGUGCAAUGUAAAAUUCAGCAGCGCAGUACGGGUGACAUGCACUAGACUGUGGGUCAAUAACAGGUGUGUUGCACUCCGUGGGGAAGUGCAAAAAAAAAGUGUGGCACAAUUGAGGAGACCGACCUGUUCCUCAUGUAUUCAGUAUGUGUACAACAAUUCUGCAAGCUAAUGUUCCAAGCCGCGAAGUGUAUGCACACGUGAGCAUUCCACUGAGUCUAUAACUACGCGCAUUUUUCUGAUUGAUGUACUGAAUGUUCUUGCGAAGGUUUUACACAGAUCAGCAGCGGCUGCGUGUGCAAUUUUGGUAUGGGCCAUUGCUCCAAAAGUGUGCAGCCAUGCUAAACAUUUACUACAUGAUAUACCGCAAGUUUUGAUCUCAAUACAUUGCCAUUUAUACAUUCAGAUGCAGUUACGGAACAAAUACUGUGUGUGUGAAUGCAUGUACAUUAGUGACUAGACAUGUGUAAUGAAAAAUAAACUGUUCCUGUUUUUGUA